Prorocentrum cordatum is the source of this 2370-nucleotide messenger RNA. Lineage: Eukaryota; Dinophyceae; Prorocentrales; Prorocentraceae. The record is from the annotation of a GenBank genome assembly.
AUGGCCGCAGGCGCCUGCAACCUGGCACGAACGCAUCGAUGGAUGGACGAUGGGCCUGCAAGCUGGGGCGCCGCCAGGAAGGCGGAGCCGCUGCAGAGCCAAGGUCAACGGUGGACUUCAUUCGACGGAGGAUGGUGGGAGACCCCAUCGGCCCGACGCCGCCGGCAGAGGGUGGCGGCGGCAGCUCGACGGGGCGAAGCUACUCCGCUUCCUCUGGAGGCACUGGGCUCCGCUGGCGCCGCUGGUGCUGCGGCGCCCCUUGCUCUGGCGCCCCCUCUCGCUGGCCGCCUGGCGCUGCCUCCGCGGCCGCCGCUGGGUGGCGCCGCCGCUUCGCCCGCCGGCGCUGCCGCCUCGCCGGCUGGCAACGCCUCCGCGGUCGCCGCCCGCGCUGCCGCCGCCGUUGCUGGCUCCGCCGCGGCGGUUGCGGCUGCGGCGGCUGCCGGCGCCGCUGCUGCGGCUGGCGCCCCCCUCCCCGCGGGCGCCGCCUGCGCCGCGGGCGCCGACGCGGCCACGGCCUCCGCCGUGGCCGCUGCCGCGGACGCCGAAGCGCGGGCCGCCGCGGCCGCCAGCGCCGCAGACGCCGCGUGCGCCGUGGCCGCGGCUGCUGGCGCCGCGGUCGCCGCCGGUGCCGCCGGCGCCGUGGCCGCCGCCGGCACCGCCUGCGCUGCGGCCGCGGCCGCCGCGGGCCUUUGGGAGGCCGUGGCGGCACUGGCCGGCGCCGCUGGUCUCGCCGCCGGGGCUGCCGGCAGCGGCGCCGUGGCCGCGGCGGCGGCUGCCGCGGCCGGCCGCGCGGCUACUGCGGCGCCAUCCGCGCCUGGGCCCUGGGGCGCGGGGGCAGCGCCCGCGGCCUGCGCCGCCGCGGCCGCCCCCACGGCCGCCGGCGGCGCGGCCGCUGCACAUGGUGCAGCUGCGGCGGCGGCCGCCGCCGCGGCCACCGGCGACCCCCGGACGGCUGAGGCAGGCGAGACUGGCGGGCCAGACGCGAACGAAAGGGACACGGGGACGGUCGCACAGGAGUCCGUGUCUCCCGUAGCAGGUGCCACCCAACUCCCGGUGGCUGGCGACGGCGUCCCAGCCCUGGUUGCGUUCCAGCGCUUCACGAGGUGGGCGCGGCAGCUGCAAUUCUCGGCGACGAUCGUGACCGGCACCUGCGAGGUGCUUCCUGUUCCCCUGCUCGUGACCGGCACCUGCGAGGUUGCAGCAUACCGCGCCUAUGAGCUGGCCGCGGCUGCAGCGCACCUCGGCGACCAUCGGCCGUUGCCCGCCAGGUCCCUGCCGUUCUCUGCCCCUGUCUUAGCCGACAUCGCGUACGGCGCUUGCACGGAGAGGUGCAACUCGGGCACGACCGCCAUUGGGCCCAGGAUGACGAAGCCCCUGCCGUUCAGGAUGACGCAGUCCAUGCCGAACUCGCCCCGCCUGGGGAGCAGCGCGGAAACUGGCACCUCUGAUACCACCUCCGCGGACGACAAGGAUUACAAAGACACGGGUUAUGACACCCCGGAUGAAUUCCUGGAUGAGUUCCAGUCGGAGAUCGGCCGGAGUUGGUCGGACAUGCGCAAUGCCCCGGGCGAGUUUUCGCCGCAUCCGUGUUCGCAUGCGCCCGACGCCAUGCCGAGCUAUAGCGUCACAGGCCCUUGCUCUUUGCAGGGCUGGAUUUUUCCCAGCACGCUGCAGUGCCACACGAACGGCGUCGGCAACGGCCCAGGCAUCCAUUUUCUCAGUGGGCCUCGGGAGGCUAAGCAGCCUACACAUGUGGGAAGGGAGAUGACGUUGAUGAUGCGGAACAUCCCGAAGAAGUUGACGCAGCAAGCGCUCCUAGAUGAGAUCAAUUCGAAGGGCUUCUCGGGCACGUACAAUUUCGUCUACCUCCCAAUGGACCAGGGCUCCAAGGGGAACCGAGGGUAUUCCUUCAUCAAUUUCACCGACCCUGCGUAUGCCGCGGCAUUCAAGUCCUGCUACGAAGGCCGCCAGCUCAGCCAGUACAGCUCCCGGAAGUUCAUUGCCAUUCUCCAGGCGGAGAUACAGGGUCUCGAGGCCAAUCGUGAGCACUUUUUUACGACACACGCUGCGCAGGAAGACUCUGGGCCGCAGACCCUGUUCCUUCGGCAGCCUCAUGCGACGCCCGCGAAGUCGUCAGAAGUGUCAGAGCAGUGCCGAGGUGUCCGUCUCAAGGGCGCAGCAGCGACGCCAGCGAAGUCCACCUUGAGUCGGAUCGCGUCAAAAUAUUGCGCGGCAUUGGUUUCGGGUGAGCAGGGCCAGGCGCCUCCUGCGAAGAAGAGGUCCGCCGUCAACUUUUGCCCGUACUGCGGGGGCGGCGCAGAAGAGAGCUUCAAGUUCUGCCAAUUUUGUGGAAAGUCCCUUUGCCUCUGA